AUGUCUCAAUUCUCUGACGCUGGCCCCUCUUCCCAAUAUGAAGGCGAUACAGAUAGUCUCUCCUUUCCUCGGUCUGACGAUGCCUAUCUCAUUGCCGCUGAGACACCAAGCAGUCAGCAAACAAUCGUUUCAGUCUCAGAUUCACCCUUCCUUCGAGCACCACCACCAUCGAUUCCUCUGUGCCUUGAGUACGUUGUCCCGAGCCGAACAAAGAGCUUCAUUCUUUAUUCAAUCAUGAACAAGGUGGAACGCAAAUUUGAGUGGCAUGGAAUCAGAAAGCACUCAACAAGCUGGGAAAAUUUGGAUCAGGUGGCACAUAUUUCCACGGGUACAUCCAGCGUGAUGUGUAAAAGAUGUGGAAACAUUCUUGAUCACCCGAACUGGAGAUCGAAUGGAACAAAGUCUGUUAACCGGCAUUGGACGACUAACCGAUAUAAACUGGCUUCCAGUCAAAAAGGCCAGUAUGCAAAACUACGUCAGCUGUUCAAGAAACGUGAGGUCGAGAACUUCACCAAAGAGCAGUGGGAGCAGCAGAUUAUCCGAACAGUCACUGUACUCCGGCUUCCGUUCCAAGUUGUCGAAAAUCCAGAACUACAAAUGCUUUGCCGCCUAGAGUUUCCUUCAGCGGGGACUCGGAAAAAGGUUCACUGGAAACGAUCGAUGUUGACUGCCCUGCAAGCGGCAAGGGAAAAGUUAAAGGAUUAUUAUGGCAAGACGACUGGGGAUCAUAGCAAUCUUUACGCGAUGGGUACAGUUCUUCACACAGCAGGAAUGGUCAGAUAA
Molecule: messenger RNA, 783 nt
Organism: Penicillium hordei
Lineage: Eukaryota; Fungi; Ascomycota; Eurotiomycetes; Eurotiales; Aspergillaceae
Exons: 5
Coding region: 1-783 (260 amino acids)
Source: RefSeq, a predicted model, not a curated record